Molecule: messenger RNA, 1344 nt
Organism: Talaromyces rugulosus
Lineage: Eukaryota; Fungi; Ascomycota; Eurotiomycetes; Eurotiales; Trichocomaceae
Exons: 2
Coding region: 1-1344 (447 amino acids)
Molecular function (GO): FAD binding; oxidoreductase activity
Source: RefSeq, a predicted model, not a curated record
AUGGUCCGGGUCGCAUCAAUCCAUCAAGCAGCGACCGUCGUCCGCUUUGCCUCACACCACGAGAUCCCCUUCACAACCCGGGGAGGCGGAUACUCGACCAGCGGCGCAUCGAUAACCUAUGGCGGAAUCGUCCUCGACCUCUCCAAGCUCCGAGCUGUCCACGUCUUUCCCGAUUCCCAAACCGUCACGGUCGAGGGCGGAGCAGUCUGGGCCGAUGUCGACGUCGCCGCCGCGCAGCACCAGCUCAUCGUGGUGGGAAGCACACUGAACCAAAUCGGCGUCGCGGGAGCAACACUGGGAGGCGGGUACGGGUGGUUAACGGGCCAGUAUGGCCUCGUGAUUGACAACCUUCUCUGGGCGAAGAUGAUCCUGGCCGAUGGGUCGAUCGUCACGGCGUCGGAGACGGCCCACAGAGACCUGUUUUGGGGAGUCCGAGGCGCAGGCCAGUGUUUUGGGGUCGCUGUAGAGUUGGGGUUUCGUGCGCAUCGCCAGGAGAACCAUGUGUUUGCGGGCACUCUUUGCUUCUCGCCGGACAAGCUGCCGCAAAUUGUUGCUUUUGCUAAUCAUUUUGAGACUGUGACCGACGGCAAGCAGGGGUUUUGGUUUGGGUUCACGAUGCAAGACUCCAUGGCCCAGUGUUCCAUCUUAGUGGUGCUGUUCUACAAUGGAUCCGAGAGCGAGGCGAGACAAUUCUUCUCGCCAGUGCUGUCGCUGGAGCCGGCGAUGGAUAGAACGCAGAUGCUUCCAUACGAUGGUCUCAACGAGAUACUAAACACCACGGACGUCACCACUCGCCGCGACAGGCUUUCCAAGAUUGAUAUUACCUAUCCCGACAAGAGUGUGGGGUUCCGGAAGAGUCUGCGCGGUUCAAACAUCACUCUGCCUCUCGAUGUCGAUUUCGUGCGAUUAAUCUAUGACGAGUUCAAUGCUGUGUUGACAGACCACCCCCAGGCGCGAGACAGCAGGAUCCUCUUUGAACUUCUUCCCAACAGACAGAUAACGAAAGUUGCCAACAGCGCUACGGCGUUUGCUAGUCGUGGUCCGUAUUACAAUGUCAGCUCGCUUUUUGAGUGGACUGAGGCACACCUGGACAACGAGAUACGCUCACUGCAACAGAGCUUGAUGGACAGGAUCGGGAGAUGUGCCGGUAUCACGAGACAGCCUGGCUAUAAUCCUUCAACCCAUGGGACAGGACUAUAUGCGAAUUAUGCCGGCCGUGACGUCCCUGUCGGGGAGAUAUUUGGAGACAAUCUUUCUCGUCUUCGGAGACUGAAGGAGAAAUAUGAUGCGCAUAAUAUCUUCAGGAAGUGGCACAACCUUAACAAGCAUGAUCCUCCGGCUUGA